Conger conger (European conger) is the source of this 2746-nucleotide messenger RNA. RefSeq names its product ras-related protein Rap-1b. Lineage: Eukaryota; Metazoa; Chordata; Actinopteri; Anguilliformes; Congridae. Gene Ontology annotation, biological process: cellular response to cAMP; negative regulation of synaptic vesicle exocytosis; Rap protein signal transduction. Gene Ontology annotation, cellular component: plasma membrane. The transcript has 8 exons. The record is from RefSeq and is a predicted model, not a curated record. Bases 149 to 703 code for a protein of 184 amino acids. Gene Ontology annotation, molecular function: GTPase activity; GTP binding; GDP binding.
CACAGUUUCUGAGUGGUGCUGAAACCGAGGCUGCGACGUCAUGUAAAAACUCAAAACCUCACCCUGAGCAGCAAAGCGGGCGGCGAUAGAGACGUAGACUGAUUGGAGCGACGGGGAGGGAAGCAGUUCACACCGGACACGUUGCAGGAUGCGUGAAUACAAGCUAGUGGUCCUCGGAUCGGGAGGCGUGGGAAAAUCUGCUCUGACCGUGCAGUUUGUCCAGGGAAUAUUUGUGGAAAAAUAUGACCCAACAAUAGAGGACUCGUACAGAAAGCAAGUGGAGGUCGACGGACAGCAGUGUAUGCUGGAGAUCCUGGACACUGCUGGGACGGAGCAGUUCACCGCUAUGAGGGACCUGUACAUGAAGAAUGGCCAGGGCUUUGCGCUGGUGUACUCCAUCACCGCCCAGUCCACCUUCAACGACCUGCAGGACCUGAGGGAGCAGAUCCUCCGGGUCAAAGACACUGACGACGUGCCGAUGAUCCUGGUGGGGAAUAAGUGUGACCUGGAUGAGGAGAGGGUGGUGGGCAAAGAGCAGGGCCAGAACCUGGCCCGACAGUGGAACAGCUGCGCCUUCCUGGAGUCCUCCGCCAAGUCCAAGAUCAACGUCAACGAGAUCUUCUAUGACCUGGUUCGGCAAAUCAACAGGAAAACUCCAGCACCUGGUAAAACACGCAAAAAGUCCACCUGCCAACUUCUCUAAUACACAGCUACCCCUCUCGCUCAGAGCCAGGUCUGACGAACUGCGGUCCUUCUCGGCAGAGCCAGCAUCCCGACUUUACUAAACCAACAUCCGGCAGACUUUCCUGUGUGGCCAUUCACCUUAGCAACAGACAUGAACUGAACGGCCAAUCAAAUCAAAUAUACCAUGUCUGUUUUUUUUGUUUUUUUUUGCACACCGAACUUCAACGGACUGCCAGUGUCGCAAAAAUAGAUUUUUGGUUUCUAUUCUAAUCAUAUCCAACUGAAAUAAAGCAAGACCUAGAACCUACACACACAGUAUUACUGCUAAUGAAAAACACAUCUUCCUUAAACCACAAUUGUACAUGUAAUGAUCUGAUUCUAAACUAAACUGGCUGCACAUGGCAAGAUUAAUUUUGACAAAUACUAUGAUUAUUAUAUAUACUAUGAUAAAUAUACUGCAUAUAGUGGUGCUUUAGAUAUGUACAUAUAAAACACCACUAUUUUAGCCUUUGAGGAAGCCCAAAGAGCACCUAUAUAGCCCUUUUCAUUCCCUUAUCUUUGCUCCUUGGAUAUUUUCUUCGGUUUGUUUUCUUUUUUUUCCUGAAUCUCUUUUUCUUUGUUUUUUUAAGUCACUAGAUUUUGUUCUACCAGGAUGCUAUAUUGAGAAUGCUAUGAUUAUGAUUUUAUCUUAGGAAAACCUGUGGGAUACAGUGAUGUCAUGUGUAAACCGAAUACAAGUACGCUUUUAUGUCACUGUUAUAUUGUCCUUCGCCUAAGAUACUGCCUUCAAAUCCUCCCCACCCCCCAGGAAAGUCGCACAAUAUUUUCAAGUCAAUCUUUUAUUUGUAUUUUUUUAAAUGUUUGUAUAACAGGGGUUCACAAUAGGGUUUCUGUUUGGAGGGAAGGAUGAAGUUUGGCAAAAGACCUACAAAGUGAGUCUGUCACCAUCUACAUUGCCUUGGCAAUAUUGAAACAGAUUUGAGCCAGCAUGGCCGCCUUUUCCGUUUGAGUCUGCAUGGGUCAGGUCAACUUGCACACUGUCCCGUUCCUCUUCAAAGAGUCCCGAUCCGCAACAGGAAAUAUAUAUUUUAACAUGAGGGUUUUUUUAAAGACAAAAUAAGUCCGAGAAAUCACUUCUCUGUGCUUCUGUCACUGCAAUCCCCCCUCCUCCCCAUCUCCUCUCCCAAACCCUUGUCAACUCAUGCAUUUCUUGUAAAUUUAGGAUAUAAACAAAAUUUGUCCACUAAGAAAGAAUAUUGCCUGUUAGUGAUUGUUUCUCCUGUGUAACAUUUGGAGGAGAUGUUCCUUGGUGGACAACUAACUGUGGGUUUGUCAGUGAUGAAUGUUGGGCAACUUUUUUUAAAAAGACAGUCAUGGUCAGCUGUUGGAUGGAGAGGUUUUUUUUGUGCGUUUCUGCUGACUUGUUUAAAAAAAAAAAAAAAAAAAAAAAAAAAAAUGCCUUGUUGCUUUGUAUGCAUUAGAAAAAAAAUCUAAAACAGAAGAAAAAAAAAGAAAAAGAAAAAAAAACUCCUGGAUGUAAAGAUGUGUGUUUAUGUCCCAGAGCCUGGCCACAGUGUUUCAAAUGCAACAUCAGUUUGGGCUGGCCAAAUGUAAAGUUUAAAAAAAGCCUUAAUUAAAGUGGUGCAAUUUUGUACAACCUCGCAUCUGUAGUUCAAUGAAUUGGAUUGCCAUGCAAGGACUCGUAGGGAAGAGCUACGAGUCAAAUGUUUGUUGUGUUACUUUUUACUCUUGCCAGUAAUGUUAAGGUGUUGAAACCGUUCUCAUAUCGUUGCCCGGAGCUGGCUAAAACAUAUUGGCAAUGUUCAGAGAAUGUUUUGUGUGAGCUUGGGAACGUAACGUCAGUGCACAUCUGAUGUGAGUUGUGUCCAACUUUCUUGAGCGGGAAAUUUUCUCCUUUUCAACUGAAACGCUGUAAAUGAUACCAGUGAUUUUGGGAUCAAACUGUAAAAAUUUUCAGGUUUGAAUAUUAGCAUGUGAGCCUAUAUUUUUUAAAGGUGGAAAAGUAUAUUAAAAUGAAUGGAGUAAAGAUCUCUUUGAUUAC